Messenger RNA from Closterium sp. Naga37s-1, 840 nucleotides. The record is from the annotation of a GenBank genome assembly. NCBI's taxonomy places the organism in Eukaryota, Viridiplantae, Streptophyta, Zygnematophyceae, Desmidiales, Closteriaceae.
AUGACUUCCUCCCUCGUCGCACUCCAAUCACUAUCGGCUCUCUCCUUCACCACAGCCGUCAAGGGCGCUUCGUUCUCAGCCCGUCCCAUAGCAGCCGUUUCCGCCGUAGCUCCCUGCAGGCUUGGUGUCACUGCCCUCCUGGACUUCAACAAAUCCGCCGUCCCCGCUAAGACCACUCCCGCUAAGAAGCAACUCCGCACAGAGGAUGGCAUCUUUGGCACGUCAGGCGGCUUCGGCUUCACGAAAGCGAACGAGCUCUUCGUCGGCCGCGUGGCGAUGCUCGGAUUCGCCGCGUCGCUCCUCGGCGAAGCCGUUAGCGGGCAAGGAAUCCUCUCGCAACUGAACCUGGAAACCGGAAUUCCCAUCACGGAAGCCGAGCCGCUCCUCCUCUUCUUCAUCGCAUUCACAGUGCUCGGCGCGAUCGGCGGGCUCGGCGACCGCGGGCGAUUCGUCGACGACGAGGCGCCUGCGGGUCCGCCGGUGAAGCCCGGCAGUUUCAAGGCCGCGCUCGGACUGAGCGAGGACGGGCCCCUGUUCGGGUUUACCAAGGCGAACGAGCUAUUCGUGGGGCGCAUGGCUCAAUUAGGGUUUGCGGCGAGCUUGGUUGGCGAGGUGAUUACCGGGAGAGGUCUCACCUUGCGCACGGCCACGAUCGCUUGCACCAUGGCCUCCCCCAGUGCUGCCCGCAUGACAGUGUCCGCCUCAAACGCCGCUAGUGAGUCCUCCAGGCACGAGGGCAGGCGAGGAGGCGCAGAUUCGGCAGGAAGGUCAGCAGGGUUGACGUCUGGAGGGGUGGAGGGGAGUGGUAGGGGGUGGAACGAGGUGUGGGUGGGGGAAUGA